Anopheles merus is the source of this 2530-nucleotide messenger RNA. It is a transcript of the gene RagA-B, whose product is annotated as ras-related GTP-binding protein A. Gene Ontology annotation, molecular function: GTP binding; GTPase activity. NCBI's taxonomy places the organism in Eukaryota, Metazoa, Arthropoda, Insecta, Diptera, Culicidae. The record is from RefSeq and is a predicted model, not a curated record. Gene Ontology annotation, cellular component: Gtr1-Gtr2 GTPase complex; nucleus; lysosome. The transcript has 3 exons. Gene Ontology annotation, biological process: cellular response to starvation; cellular response to amino acid stimulus; positive regulation of TOR signaling. Bases 199 to 1380 code for a protein of 393 amino acids.
UUGUUGUUAUUUUUUUUGUUGGUCGCUGCUAUCUGUGCUGGAAGGGAAAAAAGAAAGAACGACCGUGAUUCUAAUCUACUUUCAAUCAGAACUUUGUAAUUUUGUCGUGUACAUUCUACGCUUUUAUUUAGACGCCUGACUUCGGUGGCCGUGCGCACAUAUUUCUUCCCCGCAGCCAAACUAGCGCGCCCAGACACAAUGAAGAAAAAGGUGCUCCUGAUGGGCAAGAGCGGCUCUGGCAAGACCAGCAUGCGUUCGAUCAUCUUCGCCAACUACAUCGCCCGUGACACACGAAGGCUGGGAGCUACAAUCGAUGUCGAACACUCACACGUCCGCUUUUUGGGCAAUCUCGUGCUCAACCUGUGGGACUGCGGUGGGCAGGAAUCGUUCAUGGAGCAGUACUUCGCCUCACAGAAGGACAACAUCUUCCGGAACGUGGAGGUGCUGAUUUACGUGUUCGAUGUGGAGAGCCGCGAGCUGGACAAGGACAUGCACUACUACCAGUCGUGCCUGGAGGCGUUGCUGGUCAACUCGCCGAACGCGAAAAUCUUCUGCCUCGUGCACAAGAUGGACCUGGUGGCGGAGGAGCAGCGCGACAUAAUAUUCAAGGAGCGCGAGGAGGACCUGAAGCGCUGUUCGCGCCCGCUCGAGUGUACGGCAUUCCGGACGAGCAUCUGGGACGAGACGCUGUACCGGGCGUGGAGCAGCAUCGUCUACCAGCUGAUCCCGAACGUGAAGGCGCUGGAGCACUCGCUCAACUACUUCGCGAACGUGGUGGACGCGGACGAGGUGCUGCUGUUCGAGCGGGCCACCUUUCUGGUGAUUUCGCACUGCCAGCGCAAACAGCACCGGGACAGCCACCGGUUCGAGAAGGUGUCGAACAUCAUCAAACAGUUCAAGCUGUCCUGCUCGAAGCUCGGUGCCAAGUUCUCGUCGAUGGAGGUGCGCAACAGCGUGUUUGCGGCGUUUAUCGACACGUUCACGAGCAACACGUACGUGAUGGUGGUGAUGUCCGAUCCGUCGAUACCGUCCGAGGCAACGCUGAUCAACAUUCGGAACGCGCGCAAGUACUUCGAGGAGCUGGAGAACCCGAACAGCAGCACCGGCGCCAGCCAUGCGAACAAUCACCACCUGCACCAUGCAGCCAUCAGCCAUCACGGUGCGCACGGUGGCAUGGUGAAUGGUGCGACGCAUCCAAACCAGUACGCCGGAAGCGGCGGAGGCUAUCACCAGUACGCUGGGCAGCAGCAGCAGCAUCAGCAGCAGCAGCUUUACCAGCAACCGAAUCAGCAGCAGCAACAGCACCAGCAGCUGCAACCACACCACCUAACGCAAUAUCAAUCGUACCAUCACAACACCACAACGAACGCUUAUCACUGAUACCUGUACCGGAAGAAGUACUACUACUUCCGGUAAGCAAAACGAAUACUAGGACGUGAUCUUCCAGACAAAAAAAAAGAAAGCCUGAUGGUCGUGCGGUUGUGGUCGACUUUCCUUCCUGCGCAGUCAUUUUGUUGUUUAGUUUACCACGCGUGGAAGGUGCGAAACUGGCACGCUUGAGAGCAGCCGCAGAAACCUUGGAUGAUGAUGGGGCCCCCCUAUGGAAGAGCAAACUCCACCACCUAAGUCAGACGCUGUGUGAAUGUUAGAGAACGCGUGCAAUCUCGGCAGGAUAUUGGCAAGUUUGUUUCCGUAGUUUUUGUUGUUGUUGUUGUUGUUUUGAAGCAUCCCUCCUGUUUCCAAAUAAUCGAAAGGGCCGCACUGUUGCUGCCGGUUUGACGCUUAGGAGUAGAACGUUCCAACCAUACUGUUCAAUAUAACGUGUUCCUGAUGAUAAUCCCGUUGCAACGAUCCUAUGUCGCGUAUGUUUGUGUGUGGCUGGCUGGUUUUUACUACUUUAUAAUGAUUACAGAAGAAAUUAGUGGGUUUGUUUUUUACUAGAAGUGUAUUAGCUUCUUCUGCUCCCGCCAUAUGUAUAUUUAGCUGCCGUUGGUUUGUUGCGCGCGUUGAAUCAAUCCUAUAAGCUCCCGUGUUCAAUAGCCGAUUAUUUGGAUAAGUGAUUCAAGCUGUUUGUUUAAGUUCUUCCAGCUUCCAGCGCUCACUUUCCCUUUUCGUUGUGCAAUUUAUGCGAAUCAAAACAGUUUCACGCCUUUGGAACUCUCGUUACACGUGGACCAAACUAUCUUCCUCCUUCCUUUCUUCACACUAUCGACACGCUAAUGGCAAAGUGUUUCGCAGGGGAGGAUAAUGAAUAUUGUGACCAGAUAAAAAAGCGAGUGUUUAUGGUACCUAACUGAAACAGAAUAGAAUAAUGAAAGAAGUAAGCAAAACGGUGUAAAUUUUGUUGCUACAGGAGCAGAAGGAGCUUCGAAUCCGCCAGCGAACCCUAUUAUUGAUAGCGGUAGAAUUCAGGACAACAGAGUAGGAGGAGGAGGAGGAGGAGGGUCUUUGGGCUGGAGCAAAUGAAGAUGUAAACUGUAAAAUAAAGCCAAACUGCAGAAGAAUAUGAAUAAAACAAUAUUGAUAUAAA